Alternaria arborescens is the source of this 240-nucleotide messenger RNA. RefSeq lists its product as hypothetical. The transcript has a single exon. The record is from RefSeq and is a predicted model, not a curated record. Lineage: Eukaryota; Fungi; Ascomycota; Dothideomycetes; Pleosporales; Pleosporaceae. The coding region runs from base 1 to 240 and encodes 79 amino acids.
AUGAAACUUAAUGUUUUUGUCGUUUUCUUCGCGCCGACGGUUCUUGCUACAACAAAAGUAUGGAAUCUAAGUGGUAGCUGCAAUGCUGCCAACGUCUGCGACGUGGAUACAGCAUUCAAUAAUCCGAACAACCCGAAGGUGUGUAAUGGCAGAGCGGGACAGUAUGUUGGCACAGGUAUCAACGGAAGAACAUGGUGCAGUCCUCCAGGCACCAAAUGCACUUAUGUUUGGAGGUGCUAG